Messenger RNA from Panicum hallii, 1134 nucleotides. RefSeq names its product pentatricopeptide repeat-containing protein At4g38150-like. Lineage: Eukaryota; Viridiplantae; Streptophyta; Magnoliopsida; Poales; Poaceae. Bases 48 to 860 code for a protein of 270 amino acids. Gene Ontology annotation, molecular function: protein binding. The transcript is spliced from 2 exons. The record is from RefSeq and is a predicted model, not a curated record.
CUGAGGUCUGAGGUCCUCUGCCCCCCACCGGCCACCGCUCCUUCCCGAUGGCUGCCGCCGCCGCUCGCCGCCUGGUGCGUCCGUCGUCCUCCGUCUCCGUAUCCAACACCAGCCGGCUCCUCUCGUCCACGGCUUCGCCGCCUCCUCACCGCAGCCCCAAUACUAACUCACCCGUAGCCUUCGAUUGGUCCGAUGACGACGCCAACAACCCCACGACACCUCCACCGCUGUCCCCGGCAAAGAAUCCCGAGCUGCCUCCCCCGUACGACCCCUUUAGCAAGAAGCCCGCUCUCUCUGAGCCGUCCGACCCCACCAAUCUACAGGAGAUCUUCCACCGGAUGCGCACCGAGGGCCUCACCGACUACGCCAUCAAGAUGUUCGAUGGAUUGUCCAAGGACGGGCUGACCCACGAGGCGCUCGCGCUCUUCGCGGUCAUCAAGGACAAGGGCACCAUGCCCGACGUCGUCGCACACACUGCCGUUCUCGAGGCCUACGUCAACGCCGGCCCCGCUCACUGGCGCGACGCCGUGCGCACCUACGACCGCAUGCUCGCGUCCGGCGUCAAGCCCAACGCGUACACGCUGGCCGUGCUUGUCAGAGGGCUCGCGGCCAGCGACCUGUGCUCGGAGGCUGGGAGGUACCUGGUAGAUAUGCUCGACCGGGGGAUGCAGCCGAAUGUGGCGACGUACCUGGCCGCGUUCGAGGCGUACGUGAGGAUGGAAAAGGUGGAGGAGGGGCAGCUGCUGCUGGAGACGAUGAAGGGAAAGGGCUUCGUGCCAGACGAGGAGGCGGUGCGCAGGGGCACGGUGAAGCGCGGGCAUGUGUUCAAGGGUGUCAUGAAUUUACUCUUUGGCAAGUGAUUGUGUUUGUGUCUUACACAUAAUUGCCAUUGGUCCAUUUUGAUACUGUGUUGUGGGCCCGAUUUAUUGGUGGGAGGGAGGAGGUGGGCGCUGCCGCUUGGCCGAAGGCAAGAGGGAGGGAUAAGUCUGAAAUCUAGAAGAUAGAAGGGCCAUGGACCUUUACUUCUGCUUAACCAACCACGAUGCAUCCCCUCUUUUUAUAUAGAGGAAGGUGACUUAACCAUAAUUAUAUUAUAGAUGGGAUCUUAGAGAUGUGUUCUGAUCUUUCCUAACU